AUAGCUAAACCCUCUGUUUUGGCCUCAGCCUCCAAAUUAAAGAGCAAGCAUCGAUCUCAAACAAUAUUAAUAACCCAGUCCCCAAGUUAUUAAUGGCUCAAUUUCUUCUUCUUAGCCUUGUUUUAGCUGAUGCUGUUGUGGGUCUAGCAAUGACCAGUGAAAAGGUUCAAACCAUGGUUCAGUCUAGCUCUGCAUCAUCCUCGUACCCACAAGCUCCAACUCAGAAUUCAUACGAGGCUCAAGCUCCAAUGAUUAGGAAACUUGGUAAACACCAUCACCAUAAAAUGGUCCAGUCCUUCGUUGCACCGAGACUUAGCCCAUCUAUAGCUCCUCCUCAAGCUCAAGAGAACGUUCAUUCUACAAAAGGAACCAGUUCCUUGGACCAAACUCGGUCUUCUUCUGAGCACAGUAACACGGAUCAUGAAGAGAGCGUUAGCAUACAAGUGCAGGACAUUCACCUUCCAGGCCAUCAUCAUUCAGUGGAUAGAUCAGUAGCUGGGGGCGGUGUCAUUCUUGGAGGUCUUGCCACCACAUUUUUGGUGGCUGUUUUCUGUUACAUUAGAGCUUCUGGAAGACACAAAGCAGAUACUACUUCCUGAGUUAUCUAUAGCUAGUCUUGUAGGAAUAUGAUAGGGAAAAAACAUCUUGAUCUUCAACGUUGUAAAGAGAAUAAAUGUCAAUAUAUACAAGAAUAUGGUUAAUUUCCAAGUUAUAUUUGUGAAAAUGAGUAUAUUUUUGUUUUAGAUUUGCAUAAACAUUCCUGUUCUUUAA
This is a messenger RNA of Populus trichocarpa (black cottonwood), 771 nucleotides long. RefSeq lists its product as uncharacterized. The coding region runs from base 93 to 599 and encodes 168 amino acids. The transcript has a single exon. Lineage: Eukaryota; Viridiplantae; Streptophyta; Magnoliopsida; Malpighiales; Salicaceae. The record is from RefSeq and is a predicted model, not a curated record.